AUGUCAGAGCUCAACAAGUGCGUGUUUCUGGUUCUGUCUGCCGCUCAGUUCAUUCUGGGGAUGCUGGGGAAUGGUUUCAUAGUGGUGGUCAAUGGCAGCAGCUGGUUUAAGAAUAAGACAGUCUCUUUGUCUGACUUCAUCAUCACUAACCUGGCUCUCUCCAGGAUUGUUCUGCUGUGCAUUCUCUCAGUUGAUGGCAUUUUAACGGUGUUCUCUUACAAAAUGCAUGAUGAAGGAAUAGUAAUGCAAAUUAUUGAUAUUUUCUGGACAUUUACAAACCACCUGAGCAUUUGGCUUGCCACCUGUCUCAGUGUCCUCUACUGCCUGAAAAUUGCCAGUUUCUCCCACCCGACAUUCCUCUGGCUCAAGUGGAGAGUUUCCAGGAUGAUCAUACAGAUGAUCUUGGGUGCACUGCUCUUAUCGUGCGCCAGUGCCCUGUCUCUGGUCCAUGAAUUUAAGAUGUAUUCUGUUUUCAUUAGGAUGGAUGGCACAGCGAAUGUGACUGAGUAUGUUAGAAAGAAAAGAAAUGAAUAUAAAUUGGUCCAUGUUCUUGGGACUCUGUGGAACCUGCCUCCUCUGGUUGUGUCUCUGGCCUCCUACUUUCUGCUCAUCCUCUCCUUGGGGAGGCACACGCGGCAGAUGCAGCAAAGUGGCGCCAGCUCCAGAGAUCAGAGCACGAAGGCCCACAAGAGGGCCAUCAAAAUCAUCUUCUCCGUCCUCCUUCUCUUCCUGCUCUACUUUCUUGCCUUUUUAAUUACAUCAUCCAGUUAUUUCAUAUCAGAAACUGAGAUGGUGAAGACAAUCGGAGAACUCAUUACCAUGUUUUAUCCUGCUGGCCACUCAUUCAUUCUCAUUCUGGGAAACAACAAGCUAAAGCAUAUGUUCGUGGGGAUGCUGCGGUGUGAGUCUGGUCAUCUGAAGCCGGGAUCCAAGGGACCGUUUUCCCUGUAG
Messenger RNA from Suricata suricatta (meerkat), 951 nucleotides. RefSeq names its product taste 2 receptor member 3 (gene TAS2R3). Gene Ontology annotation, molecular function: bitter taste receptor activity; G protein-coupled receptor activity. Gene Ontology annotation, cellular component: membrane. NCBI's taxonomy places the organism in Eukaryota, Metazoa, Chordata, Mammalia, Carnivora, Herpestidae. The transcript has a single exon. The coding region runs from base 1 to 951 and encodes 316 amino acids. The record is from RefSeq and is a predicted model, not a curated record. Gene Ontology annotation, biological process: sensory perception of taste; detection of chemical stimulus involved in sensory perception of bitter taste; G protein-coupled receptor signaling pathway.